Messenger RNA from Galeopterus variegatus (Sunda flying lemur), 565 nucleotides. RefSeq names its product uromodulin-like 1. Gene Ontology annotation, molecular function: calcium ion binding; peptidase inhibitor activity. Lineage: Eukaryota; Metazoa; Chordata; Mammalia; Dermoptera; Cynocephalidae. The annotation marks the transcript as partial. The transcript is spliced from 4 exons. Gene Ontology annotation, cellular component: extracellular region. The record is from RefSeq and is a predicted model, not a curated record.
AUGGUGGGGCCCACACCGUCCACCUCCCUGUGUGGCUUGGACACCGACUGUCCUGGACUUCAGAAGUGCUGCCCCUGGUCAGGGGGCCACCACUGUGUGGCCCCCAUGCCUCAAGCUCCCGAGAGGAACCUAGUGAGCUUCUGGUACAAUGUGACCAUGCUGGUGAAGAUGGACUUCCAGGAGCUCAAGCAGGUGGACCCCAGGCUCCUGGAUCACAUGCGCCUGCUGUACUCCUUGGUUACCAGUGCCUUACAGCCACUGGACUCGGCUGUCCACCACCUGCACUCGACCAUGGGGGACACCUCCACCACGGUGUCGCAGCUGUUGCUGGGCCUGCCACAGCUGCUGCCUGUGGCCAACGUCUCUGCCGUGCUGGCUGACAUCACGAAGCGUGUCUAUGAAGUGGUCAACGUCAAGGUGCAAGAUGUGAACGAGUGUUUCUAUGACACACUCAACACCUGCUCAGGAAGGGAACUGUGUGUGAACACGGAGGGCUCCUACCAGUGUGUCUGUCACCAGCCAUCGCAGGCCUUGGGUCCCCAGAGGCUGAACCGCUUGUGUGAAG